Scatophagus argus is the source of this 2734-nucleotide messenger RNA. RefSeq names its product calcium channel flower domain containing 1 (gene cacfd1). Gene Ontology annotation, biological process: vesicle-mediated transport. NCBI's taxonomy places the organism in Eukaryota, Metazoa, Chordata, Actinopteri, Scatophagidae. The record is from RefSeq and is a predicted model, not a curated record. The transcript has 5 exons. Gene Ontology annotation, cellular component: membrane. Bases 550 to 1056 code for a protein of 168 amino acids.
CAGAUCCCUCCCACAAUGCACCGCUUACAUCGGCAGAGCAGCUGGGGGGGGGAGAACAACGGAGCUACAACCCAAAUAAAACGGGUGGAUAACGUUAACACCGAAUAACACCAUAGAAAGCGAGUUCGGGGUAGUGUUUUUUUGUUGUUGUUGUUCAUUUAUAAUCUUACAAGACAGUUUAUGCCGGAUGCAGCGGUGCUAUCCACUCCUAGCGGCAGCUGGUGGCGGUGCUUGUUAGCAUGAGCUAGCCGGUUAGCUGGUUUUAACUGACGGAGGGAAGCUGUGUGAAAGGCUGCUGAUAAAACCAGACAGCUCGGAAGAACAAAGAAAGGAAAGAAAAGAUUUCUGUAAAAAAAAAAAAAUAACGUAAAAGUUUAAAUUAGAUUAGGUUAUACUGACAGAGACGGUGGCGUCUAACGCACUGACAAGUUCGCGGUUAGUUUGUUGAGACUAGCUACCUUAACUUAGCUAUUGUUUAGGUGGUCUCGGAGUGACAUUUGUAAAUACUGGCUUUGGCUUAGCUUUAGCUAACAUCACUAGAAAAACACAAUGAGCUCCGAAGAGACCGCAGCGUCCACUAAACACACUCCGGAGGACGAUGGCAUGACGUGGUGGUACCGAUGGCUCUGCAAAAUAGCUGGGGUAUUGGGAGGAAUAUCCUGUGCUGUCUCAGGAGUGUGGAACUGUGUCACUGUGAACCCUUUAAACAUCGCAGCAGGAGUAUGGAUGGUGUUGAAUGCCUUCGUGCUGUUCCUGUGUGAAGUCCCGUUCUGCUGCCAGUUCAUAGAGUUUGCUAAUGCAGUGGCAGCCCGUGCAGACAAACUCAAGCCUUGGCAGAAGGCCUUCUUCUACUGUGGGAUGGCUCUGUUUCCCAUAUUCUUGAGUUUCUCCUUUACAACCUUGUUUGGAAAUGCCAUCGCCUUUGCGACGGGAGUUCUGUACGGCCUCGCGUCUUUAGGCAAAAAGGGAGACGCAGUGACUUAUGCCAGACUGCAGCAUCAGAAACAGGGGGAUGAAGAGAGGAUGACAGGAACCACAAACGGGGGUCCGGAGUGAGACGUCGGCCUUCCCGCCCUCCUUUGCCUCCUCUCUUUUCUUCAGUUCUUACAGAUGAAUUAAUUUCCCUAUCCUCCAUCCAUCCUACCUCUUCCUCCACACCCCUUUCCUCUCUCCAAUUUCUGUCACUACAUAAAAAUGGAACUGGGAUUAUUUAUUUACUUGAACUGCUGCUUUUAUGUUUCCUGAGCUGACAGUAUCCAAACUUACUGACGUUUGAUUCAGAACAUUAUCUGGUACCUGGUGUGAAACUGCGAUCUCUCGUUGUGGCUCCCUUUGAUCAUAACUUUUGUUGUUAUGUUUUUAUGUCUUCUUCUGGGUUAUUGUUUGUUUCCCUUUGUGGCUUGUUGCUGGUGUCAGUCUUAAACCCUGUUUGUGCAGGAUAAAAUGUGAGGCACAUCUUUGUAGCCCAAGAGCCUUUGCAGGAAAUCCGAAUAGAAAUUAAUGUGAUUGUAAAAUGUACAUAAUUGACUUCAGAUUAUUCAGUACGACUUUGAGGCUGUGAUUCAGGGUUGUCUGAGCACUGCGGGUAAACAUGCGCCAAAUGAUGCACAGGUAUCGGACUUUGGCUGUCAUCUUGUUCUCAGCAGCUCACCCGAAUAUUAAUAUCAGCCCCUGAAUGCGUCAUAGGAGGAAACCUGUCCAUUUCUGCAUUAAAGUUAACUGAUAUAGUGCAAACUAGCGCUACAGCCGUACAGUUUAUGAUCAGAGUUUUUUAUUAAGUCGACACAGAGGCAUCAGAUUUGAUGAGAUUUUUAAUGUAUUUGUUGUAUUUACAACUUAUCCAGAUCAAAAGUUACAUGACAGAUCUGCGAACAACCUCCUGCUGUUUGAGUUUUACUUGAUGGGAUUCAUGUUGAGUGUUUGCACACCAGCAGGCUGUUAGCGCUGAAGAUGAUUGGAUUUGUAAUGAUGAUCUUUGUGACAAGCAUAUGAUGGAAAAUUAGGAGUGUUUGAUUUAAUUUUAUAACCUUUCAUGUAUAGACUUAAGCUAAAAUUCAUUGUAAUUCAUCCAAAAAAGUGUUUUGGGUUUUUUUUGCAUGAACACCCACUGCACUCACACACCUCUGAAUUGCAGCCUGGAUGCAUUUUAAACACACAUAGAUGGCGGGAAUGUAUCUGGUUUACCCAAAGAUAAAAGCAGUGUGUCUUUAUUUUUGUCUUACGCUACACUCAUGUUUUGCUCAGUUGGGUUAAGCUCAGAUGUGACAUUCUUGCACUAAGCUCUUGGUAGCAUGAGCUCUGGUACGAAGGGAAUUUGAUUAAAAGCUUUCAGUGCGUGGGAGAGUUCGUUUACGUGCGGUUAGUCGUGAUCAAGUAGCCCGAAGUUGUGGCUGCAGAUUUUUGUAAUGUAAAAGUGAAACAUGUGCUUAUUUGUUUUUUUUAUUUUUAGCCUUCUUCUGUUUCGUAAUCUGUUUCUGAAUGCCUGCUGCGGUUGUUGUGAGUCUUCAUUGAUACACCCGACCAAAACCCAUUAAAAUUUAAUGAGGGGAAGUGUCUUGAUUCAGGGACUAAUUCGGUCUGCAUCCCACGCCGUUAUCAGAGCCGCGGUUUGCCUUUGUCACUCACAUGAGGUAUGCAGUGGUCAGCAGUGUACGUUUGUGUUGUUUGGUUGCCUUCCCUCUGUUGUGUCGUCGAUAAUAAGGAUGCUAAGAUAACAAUUGUUUACACGUACCUC